AUGCCGAUCACUGUUUUGAUCGAGUUCAUCAAAGACAUGUUCCAGCAUUGGUUCCAUGACUGGUACGAGGAGGCUGUCAAGGUGACCACGCCCCUCAACCCUUGGGUUGCCAAGCUGUUGAGCAAACGGUUCAAUGAUGCACAUCACUUUGUAGUUAAGCCUAUCAAUCGAGGGGAGUUCAAAGUUAAAGACGGGAAGAUGGACGGACUUGUAAACCUGUCCAAGAAGACAUGUUCAUGUUGUGAGUUCCAAACAGAUUUACUGUCAUGCAGCCAUGCCAUUGCAGCAAUAAGUAAAUGCAAUUGUGAAGCCAUUGAAUUCUGCGCUGACUACUACAAGACAACCGUUUUGGUGGAGGGUUAUUCGAGAUCCAUUGAGCCGGUAGGGCAUCCUAGUGAGUGGGACAUCCCCCCUCAUGUGAAACAAAUUAUCGUCUUGCCCCCACCUUGGCAAGGCCAAGUGGGAAGACUUAGGAGGAAAAGGAUUCCAUCAACUGGUUAA
Molecule: messenger RNA, 501 nt
Organism: Theobroma cacao (cacao)
Lineage: Eukaryota; Viridiplantae; Streptophyta; Magnoliopsida; Malvales; Malvaceae
Source: RefSeq, a predicted model, not a curated record